Molecule: messenger RNA, 1455 nt
Organism: Cucurbita moschata (crookneck pumpkin)
Lineage: Eukaryota; Viridiplantae; Streptophyta; Magnoliopsida; Cucurbitales; Cucurbitaceae
Product: protein TIFY 6B-like
Exons: 8
Coding region: 144-1256 (370 amino acids)
Biological process (GO): response to wounding; regulation of defense response; regulation of jasmonic acid mediated signaling pathway
Cellular component (GO): nucleus
Source: RefSeq, a predicted model, not a curated record
UGGUUCCACCGCCGUAGUGAUGGGCGAAGAGGGGUCUUCACAAUUCGCACGUUUUGAGUUACCGGCUAAGCCGGUCGUCCUCACUGGAUCUCUUCCGAGUUGGUCGGAUUUGAGGUCUUUUCUGGUGUCAACUUUGGUCUGAAAUGGAGAGGGAUUUUUUAGGUCUCAGCUCCAAGGAGGAGCCAUUGGCUAAGGUGAAAGAGGAAAUUGACAACGAUGGAGCCCAAGGGUAUUCUAAAAGCUCUGGUGUUCCUCAUCCGAUGGCUUUCAAGAUUUCUGCUGAGGACAAGACUGCGUAUCCGGUUGUGGCUGCUUCGGAUCAACGCAGAGCAGCGGAUGCCCAGAAAACGUUCAAUCUGGAUAGGCAAGGUGGCCCUCAAAUUUCCCUGGCAGCUUAUCCUAUGCAAUCUGAUUUGUAUUCGAUUCAUCGUCCUCAUGAAACGAAACUAUUUUCCGUUCCAAAUCAAGGUAUAUCUGUUUCAUUAGGUAAUCCAUCCGUGAAGAACCCUUUUGCUCUUCCUGCUCAGAUGGCUGGUCCUAUCCUCAAACAACCACUUGGAGGAGUCCCGGUUUCAAGCGCUCUGAAUUCAUUUUUCCCGCCAUUUGGAUCCAUUUCUGGGAUCACUGAACCAUGGAAUAGCAUGAAACCAACUGGUGGGUCUCCAGCUCAACUGACUAUUUUUUAUGGUGGUACCGUCAAAGUCUAUGAUGACAUUACCCCUGAAAGGGCUCAGGCUAUAAUGUUCUUGGCUGGAGCUGGGGCUUCCGUAUCCAACAUUGCACAUCAAAAAGCUCAAGCUCAAGCUCAAGCUCAUGGAAUGGGUGCAAAAAUGGCAACCGCAAGUGAUGGUGCUCCCAAGAACCAACCCGUGAGCACCUUGCCCUGCCCUGCUCUAUCUAGCCCCUUGUCUGUUUCUUCUCACACAGGAGCCCAGUCUGGGAGUGGUUCAAGUUGUUCUGAUGAGUUGGGAGGAGUUAAAACCAAUGGACUUCCCACCACUCCUAUCAGCAAAGGAGAGCCUCCAAGAAUAGUCAAUGCAGUCGGACCUGUUGCUGCUACUGCUAUGCUGCCCUCUGCUGUUCCACAGGCUCGUAAAGCAUCCUUAGCUCGGUUCUUAGAAAAGCGCAAGGAAAGGGUCAUGAGCUCUUCUCCAUACAAUCUUAGCAAGAAACAUCCCGAGUGUGCUGCGACAGAAUCCAACGGUGCAAAUUUCUCGAGUCCUAUCACGAGCAACAGUGCUAAUGUGGCAAGCUGAGAACAACAAUCCUUUAUGAUGUAAAACAUAGAGAAUGAUGGUUUUGUAAGUUAAAGAAGAAGAUGUAAGCUAAUGGUUCUUAUGGUCUAUUAUUAUGUGAACAGCCUUCAUGAGCCUUGACUAUUAAAGUUUUAAUAGUUCCAUGUCUUAAAUAAUAUUUUGCCUACACAAAGCUGUUCUAAAGUUUUCAAUUAAUAUC